AUGGAAGCUUCCCACUCGCAGCAGCAAUUUAAUGCCACUUCAUAUGAUAUCGCCAUUACGCUCGUCAUCACACUUCAGGCUUUUGCUGGCAUGUGGAUCAAUGCUUUCAUUGUGGCUGUGUCUUGCCUUACCUGGGUUAAAAAGAAAAGCUUUAACUCCAGUGAGAAGAUCUUGCUGUUUCUGGGAUGUUCCAGGUUUUGGUUUUUGUGUGUGACAUGGGCAUAUACCAUUACUUCCAUGAUUUUUCACUGGCAAACUUAUAUCAGCGGGGUGACCCCAAUAUUUUCACCUCUUCUGUGUAUUUCAAAUACUUCCAACUUGUGGUCUUCUGCCUGCCUGUAUGUUUUUUAUUGUGUAAAAAUUGCAAACUUCAGACACAUCUUCUUCAUCUACCUGAAAGUAAAAAUUGACAGGAUUGUGCCAUGGCUGCUCUUGGGUUCAGUGGUUUUGUCCCUGGUCAUGUGUGGCCCCAUCAUAAACAUUACUGAUGAACUAAGGGGUAGCAACCUCAGUUCCAGCUCCCCUGGAUAUGCCACAAAAGUGAAUGAGCAAAUAAGCAAACAAUAUUCCCCUGUUUUGUAUAUCUGCAGCUUUGGCUUUUCCAUAGCAUUCAUGAUAGUCAUCUUCUCUGCCUUUCUCCUCCUCUUUUCUCUCUGGAGACACAAGCACAAGAUGCAGACAAGCUCAGCAAAGGACCUCAGCAUGGAUGCCCACAUCAAAGCCAUGAAAUCUGUGCUAUACUUCUUCAUCAUCUACGGCAUCAACUUCAUAUGUUUGAUCUUGACAAUGAUUUAUCCCAGUUGGGAGAAAAAUCCUAUGACGUUUCUCUAUUUAGUACUCCAGUAUGCUUUUCCCUCUGUUCAUUCCCUUAUCCUGAUUUUCAGCAGCCCCAAACUGGAAAAGAUAGUGCUGAGGAUUCUGCCCUGUGUGAAGCGCAAGCUUUGCAUGUGCUAGGAAGUAUAAUAAGGGAUGGAGCCCGGGAAA
Messenger RNA from Anas platyrhynchos (mallard), 984 nucleotides. RefSeq names its product taste receptor type 2 member 2-like. The record is from RefSeq and is a predicted model, not a curated record. Gene Ontology annotation, molecular function: bitter taste receptor activity; G protein-coupled receptor activity. NCBI's taxonomy places the organism in Eukaryota, Metazoa, Chordata, Aves, Anseriformes, Anatidae. Gene Ontology annotation, biological process: detection of chemical stimulus involved in sensory perception of bitter taste; sensory perception of taste; G protein-coupled receptor signaling pathway. Gene Ontology annotation, cellular component: membrane.